Molecule: messenger RNA, 1782 nt
Organism: Carassius carassius (crucian carp)
Lineage: Eukaryota; Metazoa; Chordata; Actinopteri; Cypriniformes; Cyprinidae
Gene: get3
Product: guided entry of tail-anchored proteins factor 3, ATPase
Exons: 7
Coding region: 81-1106 (341 amino acids)
Biological process (GO): post-translational protein targeting to endoplasmic reticulum membrane
Cellular component (GO): GET complex
Molecular function (GO): ATP binding; ATP hydrolysis activity
Source: RefSeq, a predicted model, not a curated record
GGUGUUUCUGCUGUUGCGGAGCCAACAUGGCGCAGUGUGCAGCUGCUGCUUUGGUGUAUUCUAACUGACUUGAGGGCAAGAUGGCAGCUUCAGUGGAAGACGAGUUUGAGGAUGCGCCUGAUGUAGAGCCUUUAGAGCCGACAUUAAAGAAUAUUAUAGAGCAGAAAUCACUCAAAUGGAUAUUUGUGGGUGGUAAAGGUGGCGUGGGCAAGACAACAUGCAGCUGCAGUCUGGCGGUUCAGUUAGCAGCGGUGCGAGAGAGCGUCCUCAUCAUAUCCACAGAUCCAGCACACAACAUCUCAGACGCCUUCGACCAGAAGUUCUCCAAAGUGCCCACCAAAGUCAAGGGCUACGACAACCUGUUUGCCAUGGAAAUCGACCCCAGUCUGGGUGUGGCGGAGCUCCCCGAUGAGUUCUUCGAGGAGGACAACAUGCUCAGUAUGGGGAAGAAGAUGAUGCAGGAAGCCAUGAGCGCUUUUCCCGGCAUCGAUGAGGCCAUGAGCUACGCAGAGGUCAUGAGGUUAGUGAAAGGCAUGAAUUUUUCGGUGGUGGUGUUUGACACGGCUCCCACCGGACACACUCUGCGUCUGCUCAACUUCCCCACCAUCGUGGAGAGAGGACUGGGCCGCCUCAUGCAGAUCAAGAACCAGAUCAGCCCCUUCAUCUCACAGAUGUGUAACAUGUUGGGGCUUGGAGACAUGAACGCAGAUCAGUUGGCGUCUAAACUGGAAGAGACGCUCCCUGUCAUCCGCUCAGUCAGCGAGCAGUUUAAAGACCCGGAGCAGACGACGUUUAUCUGCGUGUGCAUCGCAGAGUUCCUGUCUCUGUAUGAGACAGAGCGUUUGAUUCAGGAGCUGGCCAAGUGUCGCAUCGACACGCACAACAUUAUCGUCAACCAGCUGGUGUUCCCUGACAGCGAGCGGCCCUGCAAGAUGUGUGAAGCCCGACACAAGAUUCAGUCCAAGUAUCUGGACCAGAUGGAGGAUUUAUAUGAAGAUUUCCACAUAGUGAAGUUGCCCCUGCUGCCUCACGAGGUUCGAGGAGCGGACAAGGUCAAUACUUUCUCCAAGCAGCUGCUGGAGCCCUACAGUCCGCCCAAAAAGUGACUGAAAUGAUUUCCACGGAUCAAACACACACCAUCGCAUCCCUCGUCCCUGAUACACACAUCCCUCUGGUGUUGGCAUCUCCUCACCUUUAUUUUCCCCUCUCUCUUUCUCUCUCUGGUUUUCUGAUCAUGUCAUAACUGACACCGCCAUAUUGCUCCAGUGAUCCGUUAUGAAUGUCGGCCGAGAGUUAAAGGCCCUGUUUAGAAACAAAGUCUUGAUGGUUUACAUUGCUUUUUGAUGAUGUAUUUAAGCUUUAGAAACACUCAUUCCUGAUGCGUGUUUGAGAAAGGAGAUUCAUAUUGAUAUCACCACAGGAAUGUAGAUCUGGACUCUGAUUCAGUGCUUGAACAUGAGUUUUAUUAGUGUAAAUGUCUGUCACUAGCUCAGUUUUACCCGGCACAUCUGAUUUAGGAUCAGUGAAUGAUACCGUAAACUUUUGUUUCAGAUUCUGGUCAAUAUUAAUAGUCUUUAUUUUGGUUCCUGAUCUGGGCUGCGUUUCCCAAAAGCAUCGUAAGCCUAAGUACAUCAUCGACCCAUUGCCAUCAGUGGAGCUACAGUCAACUUAGGCUUACGAUGCAUUUGGGAAAGGCACCCCUGGUCAGUAUUGAUGUUCCAUGAGAGGGUCCAAACAUGGUGGAUGAUGCAUAUUUAGUGAGUUAAGGGAUAGUUCACCCCC